CUGAACCCGGUAUCUCACCAACUCAACUUUUCCUCAUCCAAACACAACGCAACACACAUUACAUUACAUUACAACACUCAAAUUCUAGAUCUCAGCCCUCUUGUUGUCUCAUUCCAAGGUCAACAACCUCCGCUAAUGGGUCGGGGUAUAACGCAAAUGACUCUGCUGUUGUUGUUAUGCUUCACCGCUCUCUUUUACGUGCUCCCUCUUGCAGAGGCCGUGUGGUUAACAAUCCCCACUUCGGGUGCUAAGUGCGUGUCUGAGGAAAUCCAGACAAACGUCGUUGUUUUAGCCGAUUACUAUGUUAUCACCGGACAUGAUCCACAUCAUCAUACGGUUUCGGUCAAGGUAACAUCACCUUAUGGAAAUAGCCUUCACCAUAACGAAAAUGCCACACAAGGUCAAUUUGCAUUUACAACUGUGGAGAGUGGGAGCUAUGUGGCGUGCUUUGAGAUGGAAGGUAAACCUCAAGAAGAAGCAUCUGUCAGCCUUGAAUGGAAAACUGGAAUUUCUGCCAAGGAUUGGGAGUCUGUUGCAAAGAAAGAAAAGAUCGAGGGAGUUGAACUUGAGCUCAGGAAACUUGAAGGAGCAGUGGGAGCCAUCCACGGCUAUCUAAUUUAUUUGAAGGAUAAGGAAGCAAAGAUGAGGGAAAUCAGUGAAAGAACAAAUGGUAGAGUGGCAUGGUUUAGCAUCAUGUCUCUUAGUGUCUGCAUUUUGGUGUCGGUAUUGCAAGUGUGGUAUCUGAAGCGCUUUUUUCAGAAGAAGAAACUCAUAUAGAUGUUGUUUUCCUAUGAGACUUCACAACACAAUAUUUUUACUCAAGUUUUGGAUAAUCUAGGAUGAGUUCUAUGUUGUAUAGUUUUUUAAUUUGUUGAUAAUUAUUAUAUAUCAAUAGGGGUACCCCUGCAAGCGAUGUGGGGGCGUUACAUUACAUAGAUAUAUGCUGAAUUGAAGAGUUGUGCUACUUGGAGCUAAUUCAAAAGGACUAUGAUUUUUUUUUUUAAUCAACCAUUGGCUAUAUCUGUGACAAUGAAUCCCUUUAAUUUGUUGCUGACAA
Molecule: messenger RNA, 1057 nt
Organism: Cajanus cajan (pigeon pea)
Lineage: Eukaryota; Viridiplantae; Streptophyta; Magnoliopsida; Fabales; Fabaceae
Product: transmembrane emp24 domain-containing protein p24delta4
Source: RefSeq, a predicted model, not a curated record